Notolabrus celidotus (New Zealand spotty) is the source of this 1005-nucleotide messenger RNA. RefSeq names its product NME/NM23 nucleoside diphosphate kinase 6 (gene nme6). Gene Ontology annotation, molecular function: nucleoside diphosphate kinase activity. Lineage: Eukaryota; Metazoa; Chordata; Actinopteri; Labriformes; Labridae. The record is from RefSeq and is a predicted model, not a curated record. The transcript is spliced from 6 exons. The coding region runs from base 253 to 801 and encodes 182 amino acids. Gene Ontology annotation, biological process: GTP biosynthetic process; CTP biosynthetic process; UTP biosynthetic process.
CAACAUUCAAGAGCGGACGAACUAGUCUGAGAAGUCAUUCAAUACAGUCUAUGCAUUCAACAAAUAUUCGCACUUAAACCUUCAAAUAACGUUUAAAACUUCACAUACAGUGACAUUAAUGAAAACAGAAUUAUUAUGUGUGUGUAGACACGGAUGGAAGACGUAAUGUCACGUUUGUGUAUCUUCAAUAUGUCGACGAUCUUUUCGGAUAACUGACUGUUAAUUUGAAAACCAAUCACAGCAGAGCAGAAAAUGUUGCUCACAGCUCGACGCCUGUCCAAAGUGCUGCAGCUCACCCUGGCGGUCAUUAAACCGGAUGCUGUAGCUCAUCCUGUGAUGUUAGAGGCUCUUCACCAGAGAAUCCUGGACAACAACUUUGUGGUCGUGCGAUGCAAAGAUCUGGUGUGGAGGAGACAGGACUCUGAGAGCUUUUACGCUGAACAUUCAGAGCGAUUCUUCUACCAAAGACUUGUUGAGUUUAUGUCCAGCGGUCCAAUGCGAGCGUACGUUUUAGCCAGAGAGGACGCCAUACGCCACUGGAGAGAGCUGAUGGGGCCGACCAAAGUGUUCAGAGCAAGGUUCACGUCGCCGGCUUCCAUUAGAGCGCAGUUUGGACUCACGGACACACGAAACACCACUCAUGGAUCAGAUUCUGUCGAGUCAGCACAAAGAGAAAUCACCUUCUUCUUCCCAGACUUCAGCACGGAGGAAUGGAUGAAGAAGGAGGAGCCAUUGUUCAGAUCGGGACAAAUAUGCUACGACCAACAGAAGCAGAUUCACACACUUUCAGCACAGAGCUGACCCCAGAACUGAUGUUACACCUUGAAUGACCGCUUAGGGACUCUGCAGCUGCUCAUAGCUGCUGGACACUAUAUGCUGCAUGCUGUUUAUGAUACACACUUUGCAAGGAUCCUCAGAAUGUGCCAACAUGUCUCUACCCUGUAGUCUGUCAUUAAAAGUGAUUUGUCUUGGAUUUCUAAGUUGUAUAAAUGAAUUUGAAACACA